AUGUCUUUAAUAAAUGUCCAUCCUCCUAAAACGUAUUUCGGUGCGGGAGACAUUCAAAAGUCAUUGGGUUCUCUUCCUGGAUUCCCAUGGGCAAAAUAUCCCGGAGAAAAACAUCUCCCAGGGCACAAUUAUACAGGUCCAAGCACGAGAUUAGAUCUACGAUUGGAUGAAAAUGAUAAUCCCAAACCAGGGGAAGAACCCGUUAAUAGAGUUGACGCAGCUGCGCUCAAACACGACACGACAUACAGAAACAAAGACAUAACAUUCAGACACCAAGCAGACAAACAAAUGAUAGACGAACUCGAAAAUAUUCCCUAUCCCACUUUCAAAGAGAAAUUACAAAGGGCUCUUAUCAUAAAACUCUUGAAGGCAAAAUUGAAAUUGGAUAAGGACCAUGUUGAAAAUAGAAUAACUGACGUGAAAAGAUACCUCAGACGAAAUAUUAAAAAUCUUGUGGACGAACCCAAACUACAACAAAAGUUAACGAGUUUGAAACGUCUUAUUCAAUUGGAUAAAACAAGUCAGUUGCAAAAUUUAAUAUCUAAAUUAGACGAUAAGAUUACGAAGGUAAAAAUAGACGUUCAACGUUUAAUACAUAACCCAAAUGUAAACGAGGAUAGAUUGAAACAAAAACUAACCGCUUUGGAAAGAAAACAUGGCGAAUUGCUAGCAGAACUAGACAAGACCGCGGACAAAACUGAGUUACAAAAUUCAAUAUCGAAAUUGAACGAAAAGUUCGCGAAGCAAAAAUCAGAUGUUCAAAAUAUAAUUAACAAUCUCGCACAUCCCAUUAACAAAGAUGCGUUGAAACGACAAUUGACUGCUUUGGGUACUAAAAUCACGGACGAAUUAGAAAAAGAAGUGGGUGUGAUUAAAAACUUUCUUCAAAAUAAAUUUCGAGAUGAUAUGAAAAAUUAUAUUAAAGAACAGGUCAAUCUUUUGGUAUCUAGAAUUCGUGACGAUUUUUUGAGACAAGAGAGAAAGUUGACCAAAUUAGAAGCUAUUGUCACGGACAAAUCGUAUUAUUUCAAUCUUCCAUUCGAAAGUGACACUUUCUUCGAUGAAAAAGACCAAAUUUAUAAAUCAAACAAAUACGGAUUCAAAGUAGAAAUAAAAGUGGGUUCUCUCGUAUACGGAGAACCUAAAAACGUAUUCGAUAUCGGCGAAACGGAAGCGUUUACUUUUCGAGGUAAUUGUCUGAUUCAAAUAGAGUUUCCCAUGAAGGUUAAAGUCAAUAAAGUAGUCUUCAAACAAACCGGUAAGGUCGUCAAACAUAUUUCAUUAUUCAAUGAUGGUAAUUUGGAAGAGAAUAUACGUUUGAUUGAUAAAAGGGAUCAGGAAAUUGAAACGAAAAAUGGUAAAUAUGUAAACACCUUUGAAAUGGAAGUAGAAAAUGAUAAGGAUAUCAUUGGAAUCAUGGAUUUAGAUACGAUAUUGGAGACGGAAAAUCCACCAUCAACCAACAUUGACAAAAUUCCACGACGCUUACACAAACACGGAUCAAUAGAAUCGAGCAGUCACGAGUUUUUACGAACAACAGACUUUGAAUACGUAAAACUGUAUUUCGCUUUAGGUGACAAAUACACCUCGAUCGAUGUUCAUAAAAGUCAACAAGAACGAGAGUUUAUAGUACAUUUAACGUUUGUCGAAGGUUCCGACUCCAUCCUUGUUGCUGGUGGUUAUAUAUUUAAAGCCAAGAUAAACAUGGAAAAAGAAAAUAUUCCUAUCAUCUUAACGAGGACCAUACGAAAAAAGAAAUGUCGUUAG
Molecule: messenger RNA, 1767 nt
Organism: Lottia gigantea (owl limpet)
Lineage: Eukaryota; Metazoa; Mollusca; Gastropoda; Lottiidae
Exons: 2
Coding region: 1-1767 (588 amino acids)
Molecular function (GO): structural molecule activity
Source: RefSeq, a predicted model, not a curated record